Molecule: messenger RNA, 2157 nt
Organism: Sclerotinia sclerotiorum 1980 UF-70
Lineage: Eukaryota; Fungi; Ascomycota; Leotiomycetes; Helotiales; Sclerotiniaceae
Exons: 2
Coding region: 1-2157 (718 amino acids)
Cellular component (GO): Ino80 complex
Source: RefSeq, a predicted model, not a curated record
AUGGCAGACUCACUGGAUUCAGUCGUCACUGUCGCUUCUGACAAGGAAGAUGUAUCACCAACUCAAGCAAACUUCAAAGCCUCGCCUUCAAAAAAUGUCACCAGUAAUCCCGAAUCUUCUCAAAACACUCCACCAACAACGACAAAAUCAGCCAACGAUAUAACAACUGAAGACGAGGAACGCAGAACGCCCGCCCGCGAGAAUAAUACAAGUACACUUGUUGGGACAUCGUCGCGUGCACGGAAUAAAUCUGCCAAAGAUCAAGCCAUCACUAUGCAAGGAAACAUUGGGGCACAGAACAACAAGAUCCGUCACCUCAAAAAGGAUGACGGAGAGCCACUAUGGAGAAAGGAUAUUCAGUACGACUUUCUGAAACUCAUCUUUGAGGACGACAAUGCCGUGUUCACUAAUAGUUACGAUGACACCAUGCCGAAGCAGACUUUCGCAGACCUUUACAUUGAUGCGAUGGCAAGGAGUAGCAAAACGAGUAAGAUCUUGAGAGAUAAAUUGCUGAGCGAACAUGAGCCAGCAAAGAACAUGGCAAUGGUGUGCUUGUUGGUUAAUCUCGGUCGCAUGAAUACCACUUUGAAUUUCUUCCCAGAAAUGCGAGCACAACUUCGUACCUACCAUGCCAUUCCAUCUUUACAAGCUCGACAAGAUCCCAACUCCUACAAACAACUUCAGGAUGCACCUCGACUUAAAUCUAUUCUGAAGGGUGCAUCUGAGGACCGGCCUGAACCUGCUUCUUUGGACAAGAUCAAAACAACACCGAUACCUCGAACAAAUCCAGUCAAUUUAAUCUUUGUUCUUGCUACAUAUGCCUCUAAGGUCACAGAAUUACAUUUCCCUACAAACCGUGAAUUUUUCGACCUCAUCAUGAACACCCAAAUCACCAGCAAGUCAAGGGCUAAGGCAUUCUUAUGGUUGAUGUGGUUCUACCUUGAAUCCGACUUUACAGAGGAGGGCGCGGAUGAGAAUCCAUUUGGUUCUGGUGUUGAUUACCACACUGACGUCAGAAAUCAGGGUGUUCCGCGAUUACAAGAUAUGACGGAAGAACAAGAAGCGCUGGAGAACAUCGAUACAGAAGAAGAGCUAGAAUAUGGCCAAAGCAAGAUGCGCGAGCGCAAACGCAUCAUUGAAGCAGAUCAAAUCGCCUUCCAAGCAGAAAAUGGUCCGCCGAAACGUGGUCCCAAGCCGAAGCUCAACUUGCCCCCCGAUGAAGGUUCCAAUUCAUCUGCUAUUAUGAGUCGUAUGCGACCUCGUUAUGAUGAUGUAGUUGGAACUCCUGGUGGUUUGAUUAGUAAGGUUCGCCCCAGAUACGAGUCCGAUCUUGACAGCACACGCUCCACCCCGCCCCCUCGAGCUUUUAGUUCCAGCAACAUGCGUAUUAACAGUGUAUUUAAUGCAGGCUCCAGACAUCGAGGCGGUAAGAAUGGUGAGGGAUCGUCUCCAGCACCAGAGAUACCAGCUACUCUUGCGAGACGACAUCGACCGCUAACUGCACAUCAAAUUGCGGUUGAGCGGAAUAGGAACCAGCGAGUCGACUACAUUCUAAGUCGCGGCAUUAGAAAGGCGCAUCAUUCGGCGAGAAAGUCGCGUAAGGACGAAGGCGCCUUUAUCCGCGCCUUUAAGAGAACGAAUGCAAUGUUAGAUCCUUUUAGCGACAGCGAGGAUGACACCUACCAUAGAAAUCCUUACCCUUUUAAAGAACGAGGAUUUGGUGGCCUUGUUCAACUAGAAGGUGAAGAGGAUGAUUUUGGAGAAGAAGUGUCAGCGUAUGCAGCUGCUUUCCGACGUGCCGGAAGAAGACUUGAUCGUUGGGAUGGUCAAAAGGACUUAAAUCUUGGAGUUAUUGGUACCAACCGCAUUUCGGUGAACAAUGGUAUGAAUGGUCACCGCGCACGGGAUAGCGAUGAAACCGAGGACGAGCAAGAUCAACCGGUUGUUCAUCAAUCGAAGCACCAGACAAAUGGACAUGUAAGCGUACCGGACGGAGGGGAUGAUGAUCUUGACGACAUGGACAAGGAGCUUUUAGGAUUGGUAACUGAUAACGAUGAUGAUGAAGAUGACCUUGAUAUGAUGGAGAAAUCUUUACUAGGUAUUGCUGGAGACGAAACGGAGGCAGAUAUUAGCGAUGUGGGCAUGGAUGUGGAUUAG